UAUAAAACGGGGUUGUAUACACGUCAUUUAUACAAGGUGAUCACAGUUCCUUACAGCAAACUUGGUAGCUUAGGUCUAAGCCUGAUUUGUUUCUCUAGACCAAAAGUGUCCAUCUUUCACUGAAGCUUCUGAAAGCAUUUGCCACCAUGGUUAAAGCUAUUAGAAUCUAUGAGACUGGAGGGCCAGAGGUCCUUAAAUGGGAAGAUGUGGAAAUAGGGGAGCCUAAGGAAGGCGAGAUUCGUGUUAAAAACAAAGCUAUUGGUUUGAACUUCAUUGACACCUAUUACCGCAAAGGAAUUUACAAGACAGACUUGCCUUUUGUUCCAGGUGUAGAGGCAGCUGGAGUGGUAACAGCUGUGGGUCCUGGAUUAACAGAUUGGCAAGUAGGGGACUCGGUUGCCUGUAGUUGUCCAAGGGGUGCCUAUGCUGAAGAACAAGUCCUUCCUGCAAGUAUUGUGGUGCCCAUUCCACCUUCUAUUGAUCCUAUGGUUGCAGCUGCUGUUACGACCAAGGGUAUGACCGCUCAGGUCCUUGUUCAGCGUUGCUUUAAGGUAGAAAAGGGACACACGGUUCUUGUCCACGCAGCAGCUGGGGGGGUUGGAUCUCUAUUGUGUCAGUAUGCCAAUGCUCUUGGUGCCACUGUUAUUGGGACUGUAUCGAGCGAAGAGAAGGCGGCCCAAGCCUCUGAAGAUGGAUGCCAUUACCCCAUAAUCUACACAAAGGAAGACUUUGUUUCUGCAGUGAAGAAGAUAACUAAUGGUGAAGGAGUCCAUGUGGUUUAUGAUGCAGUUGGAAAAGACACCUUCGAGGUAAAAUUUUAGGGCUCAAGUUCACUCAUCCU
This is a messenger RNA of Amborella trichopoda, 841 nucleotides long. The record is from RefSeq and is a predicted model, not a curated record. NCBI's taxonomy places the organism in Eukaryota, Viridiplantae, Streptophyta, Magnoliopsida, Amborellales, Amborellaceae.